GCUGUGUGUUCCAAUUUUGAACGCAGUCGCGUGUUGGAAGCGAAGCGGUCGAGAAGUUCGUGGCGCUGAGUUUCUUAAGUAAACGCAUAAAAAUAGAAGCGAUGUUCUCUCUGUCACAUUGUAAUAGAAGUUGUAAAUCUAUCACAGUACAACUGAAAUUAAACAAUUACAUUACUUUAAUCUUUAUGUAAGCUGUUGGAUCUGAAUCCUGUUUGUUUUAUGGCCGUGUCCUGUCCGGGACUGUAGUUAUGUGUCAAUGUUAUUAUUAGCUGAAACAGACGCUGGCCGAGGAGCGCUCUAGAGCUAGUCUUUUAGUGACUUGGUGACAUUAGUCAUUGUUGCGUGUGAGAAACAAGAAAAUCUGAUGAGGGUUGUAAUGGGGAGCCGAUCCACGCCUCCCAAUGCGACAUCCACUUCUGAAGAUUCUUCACGGGUACUGGACAUAAAGAAAGAAUCUCCAGACGAUGAAAUUAAGGAGUACGCAGAGACGGCCAUGAACGAACUCUUGGGCUGGUACGGGUAUGACAAGUUGGACAGCAGAGACACGCAGGGACUGAACCUCCACCACUUCGCAGCACAGAGGUCUCCCUCCGACCUUGAUUCGUCAGACGCUGAAGGUGCAAGGAGCAGCAGUAGCCCGGGGCGUCGCGAUGCAGGAACCGGAUCAUCACAAGGAAGUCCGCCGCUACCAGACACGGCGAAUGUCCCAGCGGGUUGUACUGUAUGCUCCUGGUGCCAGAAGGUGGCAAGCAGCAAGCAGCUCUUCUCGCUGAAGACUCCGACUGGACAGAAAGCCUUCUGUUCUGAGGUGUGCUUCACUCAGUGCAGGCGUGCCAACUUCAAGCGCAACAAGACGUGUGAUUGGUGCAGACACGUGCGACACACAGUCAACUACGUCGACUUUCAGGAUGGCGAGCAUCAACUGCAGUUCUGCAGUGACAAAUGCCUAAACCAGUACAAAAUGAACAUCUUCUGCAAGGAGACGCAGGCACACCUCCAGAUGCACCCGCACUUGCAGGACGGAGCUGGCGGUGGUGGCAGCGGCUCGGGCGGUGGCCUAAUAACUCCCGAACUGUGGUUGCGGGACUGCAGGUCUGAUUCCCCUGCUUCUGACCGGUCUUUAUCUCCGCCGCCUCCCUCAGCUGCAAGCAUGACUCCCGCCCCCACAGCACCGCCUCGAAGCAGCCCCCCACCGCCGCCAGAUGCCCAAGCCACAGACCAGAAGGACGUCUCGGGAAAGCUUCGGAGAGCCGGACGCCUCAGCAGGCGAGGUACCAGGGCGCCCGUCACUGCCACAGUGACUUCAGUGUCUGCAGCCGACCCAAGGACAGCUUCCUCGUCCUCUCCUCGCAGCGCAGGCAGCGUGUCACCUCCCAAACACAACCACGUGCCACAUCUGCACACACUACCUCAUCCCACCUCUCAGAUACCUCCCAUCCUGCACCCUCCUCCCCACCUGCUACCUCCAGACCACCACCUACCAAGACACCCUCCACCGCCUUUUCUACCACCGGGUAUAUUGCCCCCUCCACAUCUGUUUACAGACGCACACCAGCACCCUCAUCUUAAUCCAUCUCGGUUUCCAGCUGCUCUCCUCCGGCCUCCACCACGAACCUCUUCGUCUUCACCUCCACCUCUUCAUCCAACUCCACUUCUUCCGCUACCUCACUUACAACCUCGCCCUCCGCGGGGUCCACCUCUUCACCCUCCACCGCAACCACCUUCCCGCUUCCUGCUGCCUCCAGUGACAGUGAUGGUCCCUUAUCCCAUAGUUAUCCCUAUUCCAAUCCCCAUUCCCAUUCCUAUACCCCUCUUCCCCCCGAAGAACAACAAGGCGCGGGCCCCCGAGGACGGAACAGCUAACGUGACGACGACUACAGGGACGACGACCAUCACGACGGCGACAGCAGCAGUGGUGGUGCCGAGUCAUCGCAAGGAGAGCUCUGCCGAGCCACUUGCACCCUCCGCUAGUCCACCCCCCACAGCACAGUCCCUCCCCGAAACAAAGCCGAACCCUUCGUUAACUGCCAUGACAAGACCUUCCGUUUCUGAUCGCCCUCUGAGGAAACGCAAGAGGCUGGAUGUUACGACCGAAGAAGAGAGCCUCGGCAAGCGGAAGUUCGUCCCUGUGUGAUCCCAUAACUGAAUCCUACUUGUUCUAGAUGAUAUUGUAUUUGUGACAGCGUAAGUUCCAGUCAGUGUAUAGGAAGGUUCAAAAAAUACAGAAGAGUUAUCAGUA
Molecule: messenger RNA, 2239 nt
Organism: Zootermopsis nevadensis
Lineage: Eukaryota; Metazoa; Arthropoda; Insecta; Blattodea; Termopsidae
Gene: Sobp
Product: Sine oculis-binding protein
Biological process (GO): animal organ development
Cellular component (GO): nucleus
Source: RefSeq, a predicted model, not a curated record